Messenger RNA from Fundulus heteroclitus (mummichog), 919 nucleotides. Its product is annotated as cilia- and flagella-associated protein 20. NCBI's taxonomy places the organism in Eukaryota, Metazoa, Chordata, Actinopteri, Cyprinodontiformes, Fundulidae. The record is from RefSeq and is a predicted model, not a curated record. Gene Ontology annotation, cellular component: motile cilium; ciliary basal body. The transcript is spliced from 6 exons. Gene Ontology annotation, biological process: positive regulation of cell motility; regulation of cilium beat frequency involved in ciliary motility; cilium assembly. Bases 217 to 801 code for a protein of 194 amino acids.
GCUUUAUAAAAAAAAUUCACAACUAUUAGUUCAUACUAUUAUCCGGGGGUGAUACGUAUUUUACUCACUCAAAACUAUUACAAAUGUAGUUUUAUGGUACGCCGAUAUUUUCCAUUUGAGAGCGGAACGGAUUAUUUAGCAUUGUACUGGGGACCGGAAACAAAGCUGGUAAACAAACGCGUCGCCGGGAACGGGUUGACAUUAGCGGCGUAGAAAAUGUUCAAGAACACAUUCCAAAGCGGGUUUUUAUCUAUACUCUACAGCAUCGGCAGCAAACCGCUUCAGAUAUGGGACAAAAAAGUGAGAAACGGUCACAUCAAGAGAGUAGCUGAUAAUGACAUCCAUUCAAACGUGCUGGAGAUUGAGGGAGCAAACGUCAGCACAACCUAUAUCACGUGUCCGGCCGAUCCAAAGAAGACUCUCGGCAUCAAGCUUCCCUUUUUGGUGAUGAUUAUUAAGAACCUAAAGAAGUACUUCACCUUUGAAGUCCAGGUGCUGGACGACAAGAACGUCCGGCGGCGGUUCCGGGCGAGCAACUAUCAGAGCACGACGCGAGUGAAGCCGUUCAUCUGCACCAUGCCGAUGAGGCUCGACGACGGCUGGAACCAGAUCCAGUUCAACCUGUCGGACUUCACCAGGAGGGCGUACGGCACCAAUUACACGGAGACGCUGCGCGUACAGAUUCACGCAAACUGUCGCAUCAGGAGGGUUUAUUUUUCCGACAGACUCUACUCGGAGGAUGAGCUCCCCGCAGAGUUUAAGCUCUACCUGCCCGUCCAGAACCAGAAGGCCAAGCAAUAGAGCCUGCUCAGCUGUGCCCUGGCCCAAGGUUCUGGAGUGUAGAUGAAAUUGGAAAUAUUUUGUGUACUGAGCGCUCUGGUGUGUUGCUGUCUGUAAUAAAGCUUUUUAUGGAUGGAUU